Messenger RNA from Triticum turgidum subsp. durum (durum wheat), 1662 nucleotides. NCBI's taxonomy places the organism in Eukaryota, Viridiplantae, Streptophyta, Magnoliopsida, Poales, Poaceae. The record is from the annotation of a GenBank genome assembly.
AUGAAAACGAAGCAUCAAUCAUGGGUGGUCCAUGGUUACAUAAGCCUUCAGGAAAACCAAGACAUUGUUGAGCUCCUCCAUGCUAAGCACAAAGGUACUUUACAAAUGGAGAUUUCGCUCACGCAUGCCUUCCUUGUAGCUUCUCUUCUCCUCCUCUUGUAUUUCUUCUCCUCUCCUCGCAAGGACCUUAAUGGACAUGGCCAUCUCAAGAGUAUCCCAAGCCCUCCCGCCCUCCCCGUCAUCGGCCACCUCCACCUCCUCAAGAAGCCGCUGCACCGCUCCCUCUCCGCGCUCGCUGCCCGCUACGGCGGUGGCCGCGACGGCGUUGGUCUCCUCAGCCUUCGGUUCGGCGCGCGGCCGGUCCUCCUCGUCUCCUCCGCGGCCAUCGCCGAGGAGUGCUUCACCGUCCACGACGUCGCGAUGGCGGAUCGCCCCGGGCUCGCGUCGCGGCGGCUCCUGACGGACGAGUGCCCCAGCAUCGCCUUGUCUAACUACGGCUCUCUCUGGCGCGACCUCCGCCGCAUCGUCACCGUGCACGCGCUCUCCGCGCACCGCCUCUCGCUGACGUCUGCCGUGCGCGCGACCGAGAUACGCGCCAUGGUAAAGCGCCUCUACGAGCGCGGCGGAGCCGGCGCCGGCGCCACGCCGGUAAGCGUGAGGGCGACGGCGUACGAGUUCGUGGUCAACGUGAUCAUGGCCAUGGUCUCUGGGAGGCGCAUGGCGGAGGAGGACGUGCGCUGGUUCAUGGCGUUGACGGAGGCUGGUUUAGCGGCGGCGGGAUCGGCCAACCUCCAGGACUUCCUGCCGGUGCUGCGGCUGCUGGAUUUCGGGAGGACGAGGAGAAGUCUCGCCGGCAUCGCCAAGGAGCGCCGUGACUUUGGCCAGCGGCUCAUCGACGAGUACAGGCGGCUCAACCCCCGUGGCGAGGAGACGUCGUCGGCGCCCAGGACGUUGCUCGGCGACGUGCUCCAGCAGCAGGAGCGGUCGCCGGAGUCGUACCCCGACGUGGUCAUCCGCACCCUCUGCAUGAGCAUGCUACAAGCAGGAGCGGACACAUCAUCUAGCGCGAUUGAGUGGGCGAUGGCACUUCUGCUCAAUAACCCAGACGUGCUGGCCAAGGCGAAGACUGAGAUCGACACCGUCGUGGGCACGUCUCGCCUGAUCCAGGAGAGUGACCUGGAAGUGCUCCCUUACCUCCGAUGCAUCAUCACUGAGACCCUCCGACUAUACCCUCUCGCACCCAACCUCGUACCGCAUGAGGCGUCGCGUGACUGCACAGUCACUAGUGGGCAAUACAUCAUUGCACGUGGAACCAUGGUGUUAGUCGACGUGUACUCCAUACAACGGGACCCUGCCUCGUGGGAUGAUCCAGACAUGUUCAUGCCAGAGAGGUUCGUGGGUGGCAAUGUUUGUGAACAAGGUGGAAAGCGAAUGAUGAUGCCGUUUGGGAUGGGUCGGCGAAAGUGCCCCGGCGAGGGACUCACUUGGAGGAUGGUGGGAGUAGCUUUGGCGGGGAUGUUGCAAUGCUUCGAGUGGGGACGGGUGGGAGAGAAGGUGGUGGACAUGAGCGAGGGUUCCGGGCUCACCAUGCACAUGUCUGUGCAGCUAGUUGCAGUGUGCCGACCCCGUCAAGAUAUGGAUGUCAUGCUCAAGAGCCUUUAG